AUGAGUACAAUCAUAUACUACCAAUUCACUGGUAUCAAUACCAGUUCCACACCAAAAACCCAGAUCUGGGUAUGGGAGAGAGAGCUACCUCAGAUUCUUCGUCGUCGUCGUCGGGAAGGGGAGGAUGGCCAGUGUAGGAAGGGGAGACGGGUCAUCAUCUUUGUCCCGAAGGUGAGGAGGGUCAUCGUCUUCUCCGCCGAUCCCUUCACAGUGUCAAGCUUGUGGAAUGAGAUGGAGAGUUACGGCAAGCUUGGCGUUGCUCGGAGAACAACGACAAUCACCAUCUAA
Molecule: messenger RNA, 288 nt
Organism: Linum trigynum
Lineage: Eukaryota; Viridiplantae; Streptophyta; Magnoliopsida; Malpighiales; Linaceae
Source: the annotation of a GenBank genome assembly